Cannabis sativa is the source of this 1166-nucleotide messenger RNA. Its product is annotated as ocs element-binding factor 1. The transcript has a single exon. Lineage: Eukaryota; Viridiplantae; Streptophyta; Magnoliopsida; Rosales; Cannabaceae. The record is from RefSeq and is a predicted model, not a curated record. Gene Ontology annotation, biological process: regulation of DNA-templated transcription. Bases 214 to 891 code for a protein of 225 amino acids. Gene Ontology annotation, molecular function: DNA-binding transcription factor activity.
CUGAAAGCUCAAGGCACUAAUUGGGUCACUCACACUAGUAUAUAUUAGAGAAUUGGCCAAUAGUGGGGCCAAAUCAAACUUUUCCCAUCCUAUAAAAACCUCAUUCCCUUCAAGCCACCCUCCUCGUUCUAUAACACCAAACAAAAUUAAUAUAACAAAAAACAAAAUCCCUUUUACUAAGAAAAACUAGCUAUUCUCUCUUUUCUUUUUGUAAUGGAAAGUUUUCAUUCUGGUGAGAUUUCAAGCCUCCAUUUCCUUGUUCCUUCUUCAAACCCUUCUCCUAAUUAUUAUCCUCAUCAUGACCAAUUCAGCAUCAUGAAUAAUAAUAGUAAUGACAUUAUUAUUGAUAACCUUGAUGAUCAUCAUCAUCAUCAGCUGAUCAACAGAUCAUUCUCUAGUACUACUACAACUCCAUUGUUUAACAACUUUAAUAUUGUUCCACAAUCAUCCUGUUUCAGUAAUAACUCAUCUACCUCAGAUGAAGCUGAGGAUCAGCAUCAGCAACUGAGUCUGAUCAACGAGAGAAAGCAAAGAAGAAUGAUUUCGAACCGCGAGUCAGCUCGUCGGUCUCGAAUGAGGAAGCAGAAACACCUUGAUGAACUGUGGUCACAGGUGGUGUGGCUGAGGAAUGAGAACCACCAACUCAUUGAUAAGCUCAAUCAUGUCUCUGAAAGUCAUGACAAAGUUGUUCAAGAAAAUGUUCAGUUGAAAGAAGAAGCCACUGAGCUUAGACAAAUGCUCUCUGAUCUCCAAAUCACAACCCCUUUUCCUCCCAACACUUCCUUCAGAGAUGUCUUAGAUGAUUUGCCAUGUAACACAGCUUAUCUCAGAGCUGAGUCUUCUUCAAAUAAUCAGUCCACCAUCACAACUUCUAUGGAUUUACUUGGUUAAUUAAAUAAUAUAUUAUAUAUAAAGAGGCAAAAUUAAUUAUAUAUAGCCUUUUUUUUUUUUUUUUUUUUUUUCUAAUUUCUUUAUUAUAAUAGUAUUGUGUUUCCUAGAUUUUUACAUUUUCCAACUAGGGACAUCUAAUUAAUUGGUUUCUUUCUAUAUAGAAAUUAUUAGAAAGCCAAUUAAUUAAACAGGUCUUUGCCUGAUCAGUACUACUAUAUAGAUAUGUAUCGAGAUGCCCUGAUGGCAAUAAAUAUAUUCUAAGCAUUUUUGUCUCA